Dermatophagoides farinae (American house dust mite) is the source of this 2346-nucleotide messenger RNA. RefSeq lists its product as uncharacterized. The record is from RefSeq and is a predicted model, not a curated record. Lineage: Eukaryota; Metazoa; Arthropoda; Arachnida; Sarcoptiformes; Pyroglyphidae.
UUGUCAUUCAUUUCCUUUAUUCAAUUUGCAUUUGCUGCUGCUGCCGAUAAUGAUGAUGAUGAUGAUGAUGAUAUGGUUGUGGUAUUUCCACUUUAAUACGACCUACAAUGUAUUGAUUGAUUGAUUCAUUCAUUGACAGAAAAAAAAACUUGAAAAUAUGUUGCAAUCAAGAUUCAAUUUAAACAUCUUAAUAAUUAUUUUCAUUAUGAAAAUUAUUGCCAUUGCAAUAAGUGUUGAACAUUCAAAACUGCUGCACAAUAAUAAUCGAAAAAAUUUGUCAUCAACAACGACUUCGACUUCGACUACGUCGAAAACGAAAACGACAACAACUUCAACGACGACGACGACAUCGACAACAAUUUUGAAUGUAAAACAUUUGUCCGGUAAUCAGGAUCUAUUUUAUAGCGAUAAAAUCAACGAUAAUGAUGAUAAAGAUUCUAUUGAAUUGCCAACAUCAUCGAAAACAAAUAGACAGCAUGAAAUUUCAACGACACUAGCAACAAUUUCGACUUUGACUACUUUGGCUACAUCAACAACAGUCGCUAAUAAUACCGAAUCAUCAUCAUCAUCAUCAUCAUUGACGGCAAAAAAAAUUGAAAUAAUUUCCUAUUGUAAUGAUCCAGGACGGCCGACCAAAUCUCAAAUAUCACCGGUACAAUUAACAUAUGUAGAAGAUGAACAAGUACAAUAUACAUGUGAUGAAUUUAUAUCAUUAAAACAAUAUCGUAAAUGUUCAAAAGGAAAAUGGCUAAAUGAAAUGCCAUUAUGUGGUAAAGCAUUUCGUCAUAAUGAUCUUGUACAGGCAUUCAUUUAUGAAGCUGAAAAUGGUUUUCCAAAACGAUUACUUAAUGAAUACAAUCUAACCAAUAAUCUGCAACCAUUCAAUAAAUUUGGUAAUUCAUUUAUUGCUGAAAGAUAUUCACAUCCAUUGCGUGCACAAGGUGCUCGAGAUUAUUAUUGGAAUCUGCUUAUAGCAAAACCUGCAUUCAUACAAAUGAUACGGAUAAGUUUUUCCAUUGUUAAUCAUCUUGUUGAUAGAAAACUUCGUUCGAAUGUUUUUGAUAUUGUUUCCGUAGCCACAAAUCAAUAUCGUGAUUGUAAACGUGUAGCGAAUAAUUCCGUAUCACCUUGGCAUUAUAAUUCCACAAGAUUUGAUUAUUGGUAUUUUUGUCGUGCAAAAUCCGAAGAUGAUUUUCAUAAAGAAAUUGAACAAAUGACAAAUCAAAUACGUAUUGAAACUACAUCGCAAGUGCCUAUUAAAUAUGAUCUGGCUACCUUCAUAUUGGCUGAACAAUAUAGUAAUAAUGAUAAUUAUACGGAUCCAAUUUGUGGAUUGCCAGAAGUUCCAGUUGGAUUAGAAGCACGUGUUAUAAAUGAUCAAAUAAAUUAUGUAUUCCAAUGCAGAAAAGAUUUUCAACGUGUUGAUAAUUAUGGUGGUCAAUUUUUGACAUUACAAUGUGGAUAUGAUAAUCGUUGGCAUGGACAAUUACCAGUGUGUUUACCAACACGUAGUUGUGAUAAAUUUGUAUUGGAAAAUGAUGAAAAACAUACGUAUUUAGUUGAAGUUUAUAAAUAUGAUCGUGUUUUCUAUCUGAAUGAUACUGAAUGGAUUCCAAUACGUGGUAGUCGUGCAUUCUUCCGUUGUAUAGAUGAAACAAAUAUUUUUGUUGGCAAAGAAAUACGUAUCUGUGAUGAUGGUGAAUGGACAAAUAGUCUGCCCAAUUGUCUACCAACAAGUUCAGUAAAAUCUGAAGAUUCGCUAAAAACUAGUUCAAUACUGAUGAUUAUAUUAUCGACAUUACUAUUUACAUUUCUUAUGUCUAGCUGUAUGAUUUAUUUUUUCCUGAAAAUUCGUAACCAACAACAGAUGGGUCCAAAUAAUAAUGGUGGUAUUAUGUUACCUGGUAUGGAACUUUCUGAUGCUGGUGGUGGUGGUGGUGGUUAUUAUUCAACAGCUGGUAAACAAAUCGGUGAAGAAGAAUAUGAAUCAAUCGAUUAUUUGGAUGAACAUCGUUAUGCACCAUAUCAUGAUAUUCAAAAUGACCAACAACAUCAACAAUCGUUGAAUGAAGAACAACAGUCUAUCAGUGAUUAUUAUGAAAGAAUGAAUCCAAAUGUCAUUCGUAGCCAUUCCAAUUCAUCGGCACCAAUUGUAUUGGAUUCCUAUUAUGAUGAUUCUAAUGUACGUCCAUCAUAUCUAGCAAUGAGACGAAAAGUAUAAAAACAAAACAUACAUAUAUACAAAAUAUUAAUUUUCAAAUCAUGAUACAUCAUCAAUCAAAAUCAUUCCAUUCUAAAGCGAUAGAUGGCAAAUCAUGAUGUAAUUUUUUUUAUUUUACUGUUUUA